CGAAUACAAUUGAUGUCACCAACACCUUUGGCAGAUAUGCAAAAUGACAGCUUCAACGAUUAAAACGUGGUUGACACGUGGAGAGUUUGAAAAGCUUGAGCAUUAUGUGCUGGAGGGCAAAGGGGCAAGACUGUUGAAUGAACACUCGCCAGAUCUGAGAACUCGAGUUUUUCUCAAGGGACUUCCAACAUACCUGUCAAAAAUUAGUCAAGCGCAUGAGGCUGUUACCAGAGGUGCUUUGGCAGAACUCCAAAAAAUUAUAGCCGAUGAGCCGAAAAAGAAACUCGCUAUCGCUAAAGACGCCGCGGGUAUUCCACUACUUCAUAAAGCCGUUUAUCACGAUCAUCAGGAUGUCGUCGAGUGGCUACUCGAUAAUUAUCCGAACACUGCUGUGCAGAAAGAUCGGGAGGGACGAACGGCGCUGCAUUUUUGCGUUGCUUGCAAGGAUCCAGAAUCCAUCUGGGAUCUGUUGAUCGAGGGCGGCUGUGACGCCAGUGUCUGCGAUAAACGCGGACAUCCAGCGGCUUAUUAUCUCGAGCACGCAUCGGAGAUUGAGUUGCCCGACGCCGAAGCUAUGGCAACUAAACCUAGUACGGCGAAGAGUGAGAGUUUAGACUUCAAGCCGUCUAACAUAAGAAUAUGGAUUCACAAUCGCGAUAUAGCGAAGUUACAGCAGGUACUUUGGGAAGGUCAUGGUUCGAAGUUAAAAUGUGAAAUCAGUAAUAAUCCGAGGGUUCGGAGGUUCCUAGAGGCUACGCCGUUUAUUAUGGGAACAAUCAAGCAAAUUCACAAUGCGGUAGUGAAAAAUGACAUCGAAGGAUUCCUAGAAAAAAUAGCAGACCCAGUGUCCCCAGUCAUCCUCUGCAGCAAGGACAUGAACGGUCUGAAUGUUCUCCACAAGGCUGCGGGCUUUGGGUACCUGGACAUUGCGCGGGAGAUCCUGGAGAGAUACCCAGCAGCAGCUCUUGCCCAAGAUAAUGACGGAAAAACCCCAUUGCAUUAUGGUGCAGCCGUGCGAGAUGGGGGAGCUAUGUAUGAACUCCUGACUGAAUAUGGAGCUGAUGAAAGUAAACUUGACAACAGAAAUAAGGCAGCGGCCUUCUACAAGAACCGUCCCGGCGACAUAGACCUCUCGAACCUCGUGGUGAUCCCGGAAGCCCCUAGAGUAUCCGGCACAAAGUACCCGAAGCACUGGGAUUGGCGUAUCCUCGACAACGACGGAAUGUCCCUCCGAGCCCUGAAGAAACUCGACGCCCAAGUGGACGUAGACAGUGCGUUCGGCAGUGCCGAGAGUGCCCUGAAGAGCGCCGAGAGCUCAGACAAUGUCUUUGGGAUGACUGAUGAGGAGGGAUUAAAGGAUGAUUUGGUAGGACAGGAUGAGCAGCCUGAUGAGAAGGAGAAUGAUGAUGCUGCGGAUGAGGGAGGUGAUGAGAAUGAAGAGACUGAGGGAGGUGAAGAAGCUGCAGCUGACGAAGAAGCUGCUCCUGAGGAAGAAGGAGACGCUGCUGCUGACGAAGAAGGAGAAGCUGCUCCUGAAGAAGGAGAAGAAGAAGCUGCUCCUGAGGAAGAAGGAGAAGAAGAGGCUGCUCCUGAAGAAGAAGCAGAAGAAGAAGCUGCUCCUGAAGAGGGAGAAGAAGAAGAAGCAGCUCCUGAAACAGAAGGAGAAGAAGAAGCUGCUCCUAACGAGGAAGAAGAAGAACCUGCACCAGACGAAGAACAAGAAGAACCGGCAGUUGAGCCAGAAGAGGCUGACGAUGACGCUGAAGUACAAGAAGGUGAACUCGACCAAGAAAACGAAGAAGAAAAGCCAGACGACGCCGACAGCGGUAACAUUGAAGAACCCGCUGACGAUGAGGCCCAAGAAGAAGAGAAGAACGAGCCAAGCACCGGUGAUUCUGGUGUUGACGAGUCUCGAUUGGAGGACGAUCAGGUUAUCGCUGGCGAGCACGAAGAAGUGCUUGAGGCUGAUUUGAACGAUGGUGACAACCUGGAUGAUCCAGAAAUUGACGAUCUCCUGGUGAAUGGUAAUAUGGAGCAACUUGCUUCGGUUGUGCUCAAUGGUGAAGGCAGACGAUUGGUUAAUCGGCAGUCCUCCAAUCCCGAGCUCCAGGCGUUCAUUGAUAAUGUGCCAUCGUACAUUGGAAAAAUUCACGCGGUUCAUAUUGCGGCGAGGGAGGGCAAUCUCAGGGAUCUUCAGAAUGCUUUGGAUCGACGCAAAUUUGCUAUCGCGAGGGAUGGGGCAUCACCGCAUGGAGCUACUCCACUUCAUGUUGCCGUUAUUUUUGGACAUACUUCGGUUAUAAGAUAUCUGGCUGGGAGAUUUCCGGAAACGACACAUGCUGUCGACAUUGACGGACGAACUCCACUGCAUUAUGCUGCCACUCUGGCGGAUAAUGGGCAUUACUACAAUCUUUUGCUGCAUCUGGGAGCGAAUCCACUGACGCUGGACAAUUUUGGCCAGAAAGCCGACUAUUACAAGGAGAAUCAAUCCGACUUAUCCCACAAACAAUUGCUCCGUGAUUUUGGUGCUCGCGAAGAGCUAGCCGACGAAAUGCUAACGGACAAAGUGGGUGACGGUGACAUAUAUUCAGCACGUCGGGACGUUAACGAAGCCGACAUCCUAUCAACCCUUGAGCGAUGUUUCCGGUUGCUGGUACCAACACGUAGGGGUUCAGUACUGAGUACAGCCUCAGCAAAUGCUGGUACAAUACUGGGUCGUUGUCUAAAACGUACCAUAUUUGACCAAAUAAAGCACCGUGUGACACGCAUGGACCACAAUCUCUUUGACAUUAUUUGGCCGUCUGUUAAAAAAUAUAGUAUCAAUCAUCCUAACGGUAGCAGCUACACAAGCGCUUCUAGCCGAAGAUCCAGCAUUCCCGAUGUUGAUGAUGACUUUGCUGCUGUCAUUGUCGCCCCCGAUUAUGAGAGUUACAUAGUCUUCGCAGAGUUAUUUGACCCUUUCAUCAGAAAUUUGCACUGCGUGACAGCUACGGGAGAUCUUCCUGAUCAGCCUCUCUCCUGUUUCUUCACGGACGUCGACUCCAAGGUUGACGACGAGACUUUGGAGGAGGUCAUGUCGACGUUGUCCACUUACGAUAUUGAUCCCACCGGGAAGUACGUGCAGGUCACGACGAUUGACGCCUGCAGGAACCUAGAGAGCUUCACGUUACCCCUGACCCUCACCAUCAAUCAGCUUGAGGAGACCGAGAGGAGGAUCACGGGGAUCCUGAUGUCUGCGGAGGUGGCGAUUAUCCUGGCGGAGGGCUCCUCCGAGGACGAGGCAGGGACCUACUACACCCUGAACGAGAUCCUGGAGAGGCCCAGUGACAUCAGGGUGAGACUCGAGGCGGCUGGACUCCUCGGGCCCAUCUUGGAGACGGAAUUGAGCGAUGAAAGGAGACUCCAUGGCAAGCACUGGCCGUACGGACGCGGUGUUUACGUGGCGUCUGCGGGGGAUGUCGCUGUCUGGGUGAAUGUUCAGGACCACAUAAGGAUCAUCUGCCGCACCCAUGAAUCCCAUCCCGGGAUGAUUGGAAAGGCGUAUGUGAGGAUCGCCAGGAUCUUGUCCAUUUUUGAUAGGAGAAUGCGAUUCAAAAAGGAUCGUAAGCUGGGUUUCCUCAGCGCUAGGCCUGCCUCCAUCGGCAACACCAUGAGGUUCUGCUGCACAGCGAAGCUAUCGGGUCUUUCCAAACAGUCUGAUAAUCUUAAGCAGGUCUGCAUCACUAGGGGGUUGAGGGUCACCGAAACCAUGCGCAGUGAUGUCUUUAAGAUUAGCAAUUUACAGUGUCUCACUAUUACGGAACUCCAGACACUCCAAGACUUUAUUCGCGCUAUUCGCAGUGUCUUGGGACUUGAGAAGGAAAUGGUGCUGACGAAUUCGUUGAAAAUAGCGACGUUGGUGACGAAUAUAUUCAGAAAACGUAAAAACUCCAUUUUCAAAGGCUGAUUCGGGGGAGUU
Diachasma alloeum is the source of this 3958-nucleotide messenger RNA. RefSeq lists its product as uncharacterized. The transcript has 13 exons. Gene Ontology annotation, molecular function: protein binding; kinase activity. Bases 44 to 3946 code for a protein of 1300 amino acids. Lineage: Eukaryota; Metazoa; Arthropoda; Insecta; Hymenoptera; Braconidae. The record is from RefSeq and is a predicted model, not a curated record.